Dioscorea cayenensis subsp. rotundata (Guinea yam) is the source of this 1665-nucleotide messenger RNA. RefSeq names its product putative recombination initiation defects 3. Gene Ontology annotation, biological process: microsporogenesis; meiotic DNA double-strand break formation; chromosome organization involved in meiotic cell cycle. Lineage: Eukaryota; Viridiplantae; Streptophyta; Magnoliopsida; Dioscoreales; Dioscoreaceae. The transcript has 11 exons. Bases 197 to 1393 code for a protein of 398 amino acids. Gene Ontology annotation, cellular component: nucleus. The record is from RefSeq and is a predicted model, not a curated record.
UAAAAAAAUAAAUAAUAAAUAAAAAUUCAAAUUAAUCUAUGAAGGUCAGGGGUAGAAUGGGAAUUAUACAAAAUUCAAAUCACUGUUCUAUAAAUUCCCCGCCUUCCCCCUCUUCCCAUUUCGUAUCUCUCGCGCUCUUCUCAUCUUCUCCUCUCGAAUUCGGGAUCUAGGGUUAGGGUUCGUGCGAGAAACUCUCAUGAGGUUGAAGAUCAACAAGGCUUGCGAUCUCAGCUCCAUCUCUGUUCUCCCCCCUCCAUCUAGGAGGGCGAGUGGAUUGGGCUUAGGAUCGGAUCCAUCGGGAUUGGGGAAAAUCCAGGGGUAUCAACUCCGAUCCCAAUCGCAGCAGUCGUUCUCGCAGGGAAUGUCCUUCUCCCAGUUCUCACAGAGUUCCUUGGAGGAGAAUCCUGCCAGCGAUCAGAGACUUGGCUCUCAAGAAAGAGAUAAUUCAUCGAAGAAGUCACUGGUUCCCAUUGCAUCCAUGAGGGAAGAGCCUCCAAUCCAGCUAUCAAGGACAUCUACCAAUGCUCUACGCAGAUGGAGUUCAGCUUCUAUUCCUGACAACAGAAGUCUGGUUAAUGAAGAACUUGAACACAGAUUUCAAAUCAUAGAAGGCUCUUUAAAUAGGUUGGGGAUGAUCCUUGACUCUGUACAGAGUGAUGUAAUGCAAGCGAACAGAGCUGUGAAAGAAGUUUCACUGGAAACGGAAGUUAUUCGGCAAAAGAUAAGUCUUGUUGAAAACUCAAUGCAGAAAAUGCUGAGGGCAGAAGAAGAUAUCAAAGAUUUUCUUGAAGGAAGACUGAAAGCUAUUCCUGUUCAGAUGGAUAAGGAAUCUGAUCGUAGCAAAUUAAAUGAAAUUUUAUCCUCUCUUUCGGCCUUACCGCAGCAGAUUCAAACGAAUCUAUUUAAACUACAACAUGAAAUUUGCAAUGUCUUCUCAAAAGAAACACAGGUAAUAGUGAGCAACAUGAAGUCACUCAAUAAUAAUCAUCUUGGUGCUGUUCGGUUAGCUGAGAAUCCGGGCUUUUUAGCCAUCAAACAAUCUCAAAGAUGCCGGAUGCAAACAAUUGGCACUAGUCCAACUAUUCCUCCAAAGAAUCAAAGGGGAUCUUCAGAUCAGGUAGCGUGCGUGAAAACACUGAAACCAAAGUUGACCAAUUCUAAGCAUAAUGGCCCACUCAAACAGGAAGAGAUAUUUAGCGGACCUCAGGAGCAGGUCUUUAGAAUGGACAUUGAAUCUGAUGAUGAGAGUGAUAGAGAUGCUUGCCUUCUCUUGAAAAAAGAAACAGGCAGAGAAAGUUAUUUGAUAGAUGAGGCAAGGGAAGAGACUAUGAGGAUUUUAAGAAGAGCAAGGAAGAGAAGAAGAAGGCAAAAUAAUACCGUAAUUAUAGUUUGAAGGUAUGCUGUCAUUUUUCAAGUAACAUGCUAAAAUUUCUCUUUUUUGCUACAUAACUUGUAAAAACUGAUAGCCUGUUUACUCCAUGAACUUGUUUACUUUUCUGAUGCCAUGAUCCAAACCUUCUUUUUCUUGGUUAGUGGACUGUUAAUAAUUCCAUUCCCCACCAAUUGAGGUACAUGAUUUAUUUGGAUAGAUGUAAUAAUAUUCAACAUGAUGAAUUGAGUUGCCCAAUCAAACAUGAAGGCAAAGUCCAUGUACCUCAAUUGGUA